CUCGCGGGCGGCGGCAGGUGAGCGGCAGGCGGGAAUGGCGGAGCAGUGGGAUCUGGAUGAGGAGAGCAUCCGCCGCCUGGGGGCGCUGAACCUGGAGCAGCCGGAACUGGUGGAGUCUCUUUCAUUACAGGGAUCUUAUGCUGGAAAAAUUCAUUCCAUUGGUGAUGCUUUCAGAAAUUUUAAAAAUCUCCGAUCCUUAGAUUUAUCAAGGAAUUUGAUCACUAGCCUAAAGGGCAUCCAGUAUUUAUGCUCACUCCAAGACCUGAAUUUAUAUUAUAACAACAUCCCUUCAUUAGUGGAGGUGUCCCGCCUACAGCCUUUACCCUUCCUCAAAGAAUUAGAUUUGAGACUCAAUCCUGUUGUAAGGAAAGAUACAGAUUAUAGGCUCUUUGCUGUGUACACACUACAAACUCUGGAGAAAUUGGAUGAUCGUACUGUUCGUGACAGUGAGAGGAAAGCUGCCAAGCUGCAUUUUAGUCAGUUGGGGAACAGUGAAAAUUUCCUCUUAGAGGUGGAAAAAAGCUCUAGGGAGAAGACAAUUAAAAACUGUGUGACAGAUGAGGGCUCUGCAUCAAAAGUCAAUACUGAUGUUGACACAAGAAUUGAAACAGAUUCAAACAAAGGACUUUUUAUUCCCUUUCCCAACCGGGAAAUAAAGGAUUCCCUAACCAGCACUUCUGCAACCCAGGGCAAUGGUAUACCAGGUCAGAAAUCAGACACUUUCCCACUGGGGCCACAGAUGCAGGAAGUGACAAGAAGGGAGAUGCCAAAUGACAGCCACCAGAAUGAUGAAUUCAGACACUACUCGCCUCAUCAGUCUACAGUCCAAUCCCCAGAGAAGAUGACUAGAGAUGGGUACCGAAUAUCUUUUUUGGACAAUAAAUCUUCAAGUUCUUCUCCAGAAAAGGACUUGACAACAAAACCUGAUACUUAUCAGCUUUCUCAUGAUGCCUCAUUGGGUAAACGCCUGGAUGUGGGUGAUUCUAGCCAGAUCCAUCCCUAUCAGAUACCUUCUGAUGUUGGUCUGGAAAAUUAUGAUAGUCAUUAUUCUCAAACUCGACCCCUGCAUGGAAGUCUUGGUAAAAGGCCUCAGAGAAACAAGAACUACCGAGAAUAUAGCACAAAGCUUCCAAAUGACAUAAAGGCCACCGUAUCCCAUUCCUGUGGAGAUUUACUGACUUCUCUGUCAAACCCCGACUCCAGCACUGAAAGACUUUUGAAGCUUAGUUCAGAGCUAUAUGCCACCACUCAUUUCAACAGUGACCCUGCUUUGCUGGUCAAUGUAGAGCAACAAUUAUCCAGCAACCUCAGUGAUUUAACACCAGCACAUGGCUCUUUUCCAAACAACUCGGCCCUGGGAAACUCUCUGCGAAUGCUGCUGUUACCUCCUGGGACUUCAGAAGACAGAGAGAUUCUGACCAAGAGGUCAUUAAGCCCAUCCAAGAGAGGAUUCAAACGGAAGGACAAUAUCCUUGUCAACCUGAGUGCAAAGCAUGGUUUCCGAGAUGCUACAGGCAGUGAGCCUCUCUCUAGUGACCUGGGCAGUUUGCAUGGUUUGCCAGGAAACCACAGUCCCCCGAUCUCUGCCAGAACCCCCCAUGUGGCCACUGUCCUCAGACAGCUCCUGGAGCUUGUGGAUAAGCACUGGAGUGGCUCUGGCUCCCUCCUCCUCAACAAGAAGUUUCUCGGUCCUGCUCGAGAUCUGCUUCUGUCUUUGGUAGUCCCAGCUCCCCCUCCUCAACAGUGGUGUCGCUCACAUCCUGAAGACCCAUCCUCAAAAGCCUUCCGCAGGAGGGACAGUGAACUGAAGGAGGCUGGGCUACUUGUCCCUAAUGAUAUGGAAAGUUUGAAGCAAAAACUGGUCAGAGUGCUGGAGGAAAACCUCAUUCUGACAGAAAAAAUUCAGCAGUUAGAGGAAGGUGCUGCCACUUCAAUUGUGAGUGGACACCAGUCUCAUACUUAUGAUGAUCUUGUGCGCAAAAACCAGCAGUUGACUAUGCAAGUGGCUUGCUUGAACCAGGAGCUUGCCCAACUGAAAAAGCUGGAGGAGACCGUUGCCCUUCUUCAUGAAAGUCAGAGAAGCACUCAAAAGCGUCAGCAUCUUCACAGAAGAGUACCCUUGGAUGCAGACCAAGAAACACCUGAGAAGACCUCAAGGCCACUGGCUUGGCAGCUCUAGGGAAGCCCUUGAAGUCUUUAUUUACCAAUCUACCUCUACUAGGACUUUCAAUGACAUUUAAAUACAAGCACCCCAUUCCCAAAUCUUCAGCUCCAAGCUUUAUCACUCUUUUGUUGAAAUAGCUUCAUAUCCAGAGGAUUAACCCACACACACACUUCUGGAUGUAUUUUUUUCAUUAUAUGCAUUUAUAUGUGGGUUGGGAACCAAGAAUAUGCAUUUCCAGUAAGUUUUCACGUGAUACUGUUGCUGCUGAUCUGGGAACUACAUUUUGAGAGCAUUAGGGUAUCUCUUUUGGGGUAUUUAUAGUCAAAAUAGUAUAUUUUAAGUUAACUUGAAACAAUUUUUCUGUGUAUUGGUCCCAUUAACUCAGUGUACAAGUUCAUUUAUUAUUAUUUCAUUUUGUUUUUGAUUCUUAGGAAAUUUUUUUGAUUUAAUCUUAUUUGCAUAAUUAUGUAAAAUAUUUCUAUGUGGCCCCAAAAAUCAAAUCUAUAAAAUAAUAUAAAUUCAGAAAAAUCUAGACCCUUUUUCUGUCUCCUCUAUCCUUUCCUUUCCUCCCACUGGCAUUUUAUUGUGGAUGGUAGCAUUUGUAUUCCCCCUUAAUUAUAUAAAAAGAAGCAUAAUAUUGCUUUAACAUUUUUAUCUUAGAAAUAAGUUCACAGUAGUCUGUGGAGCUCGUUUUCAUUCCUUUGUAUAGCUGCAUAGUACUCUAGUGUGUGGUUGUAGUUUAUUUGACUGCCAUCUAGUAAUGUCUGUGGAUAUUUUGGUUAGCCAUGUUUGGCUGUUAAAAAAUAGUACCAUCAAGGCUGGAAGUAUGGAUCAGUGGUGGACUGUGUACUUAGUUAUUUGAGGCCCUGUGUUCAACUCCCAGCACCAAAAAUAAAAACAAACAAAAUAGUACUGUAAUGAACAGCUUUGUGUAUAUACCUUUUUUUUUCUUUGCCAGUGUAUGGAUGACUUUCAACAUUAUUUGAUAAUACAGGGUUCAGGAAUACAGGAUGGCAUCAUUGUUGGUUGCAGAGACAGGACAGAUUAGAAAAAGAAGUUAUGAUUUGGAGAGUGUGUAGAAAUUGAGGCCUGAUCAGGAGCCAGUGUCCUACUUACCUCAUCAGGAAAGUUGUUUUGAAAACAGUAUAACAGCCACUCUAUAAAAUGUGAAAUAUAUUAUUGCUUUAGUCAGUCUGGAACACAAUCAGAAUUGUAAUGAAGAAACUGUACAUUUGCUUUUAAAAUAACCCACUUACAAAUCUGACAAUUCUGUUGAAAGAUGAUACUUCAUUUUACAUUUAUCUUUAGCACACAUUUCAGACCCAAAUGGCAUCUACUUUGCUUUUGUGAUUUCAUGACUGUCUUUCCC
Messenger RNA from Ictidomys tridecemlineatus (thirteen-lined ground squirrel), 3533 nucleotides. The record is from RefSeq and is a predicted model, not a curated record. Lineage: Eukaryota; Metazoa; Chordata; Mammalia; Rodentia; Sciuridae.